GGUCUGCGUGCUUUGGCGGUACUGCCGCUUCGUCCCGCGGGAGGGCUUUAAAGGCAAGCGUGGUGGUGCGGCUGCUCCACAGCUGCAGCUCUGUGCUCCAGCCUGCCGCCGGGGUAAGCGGUAACGUUUCCCGCGCCCGCGGCCUCCCUGCCCGCGGCGCUUGGCGGCCACAGGCCUGGCUGCGCGAGGCGGGGCCCUGCCCGCCAGCGCCUCUCGCGCCUGAGGGCGAGCGCGGGGCUGAGGCGGGCGGGCGCCGAGCGGAGCUUGGGCGGGCGCGGAGCGGAGCUGGGCUCCUCCGCUGCCUCCGCGGUCGGAACCGCCUCAGCCGCGCCUGGAGAGCGAGGGGCGGACAGGAGGACACUGCCGUGCGAGACCUCUCCCUGGCUGAGAGAGGCCCGGCGAUGCGGAGCGGCUCCGGGCCGAGUCAAGACGCCCAGGCUGGCUGCGGCCCUGCAGCGAUACAGGAUGCUGUUCCCUUUGGUAUUGUGUGCAGUUGUGCUAGUGGGGAGCGGUAAAGCUCCAGAUGAUGAAUGGAUUGACCCCACGGAUAUGCUCAAUUACGAUGCAGCAUCAGGAACAAUGAGGAGACCUUACCAGGCAAACUAUCAUGACUCUGAGGAUAAGAAUACAGAUGGAGUCGGUACUGAAAACCUGUCGAGUUGUUCCAGGGAAUUAGAAUCCUUGCAACAGAAGAUUGAAGAUUGUGAGAAGAGGAAUGCCAAAUCGCACCAGAGCCGCAGCUUUUAUAUUUUUAAGCGAUACUUGAAUAAGAUUUUAAAUGAAGCUGGAAAACUUGGGUUUCCUGAGGAGAAUGUGGACCAUGUCCAUUAUGAUGCUGAGAUCAUCCUUACAAAGCAGACAUACUUGGAGAUCCUCAAGUUUCUCAAUGAGGAAACGUGGCAGUUAGGUGCUAUGGAUGAUGCACUUAGUGAUAUUUUGAUCAAUUUUAAGCCCCAUGAUUAUGAAGCUUGGCACUGGAGAUUUGAAGACACUUUUGGAAUCGAUCUAUAUAAUAUGUUUAUGAUACUCUUGUGUUUAGUGUGUGUUGUGGCUGUAGUAGCUACAGAGCUCUGGACACGUAUUCAUUGGUUCGUUCAGAUAAAACGUGUUAUAAUAAUAAGUUUUCUCAUCAGUUCUGCAUGGAAUUGGGUGUACUUGUAUAAGCAGGCCUUUGCACGGCAUCAAGCGGACAUUGCAAAAAUGGAGCAGUUCGAUAACGUCUGUGCUGAGAAGUUGGACUGGAGGGACAGUCUCAUUGAGUGGCUCACAAGUAAAUGGACAUUGCAGGAUGAUCCCUGUCAGAAGUACUAUGAAACUCUACUAGUAAAUCCUGUUUGGUUGGUUCCACCGACAAAGGCACUGGCAAUCACUAUCACCAACUUUGUAACUGAGCCGUUGAAGCACGUAGGAGAAGGUGUUGGUGAAUUCAUCAAAGCACUCAUGAAGGAGAUACCAUUCAUUUUGCAGAUUCCAGUGCUGAUUAUGAUGACUCUGGCUGUAGUGGCUUUCUUCUAUGGUGCAGGAUCAUCAGUGUCGAUGUUAGGAUACUUGACCUCUCAGCGGAGAAGUCUCCCUCCACCUGACAGUCACCAGGAGAAAAUAGACGUUGGCCCAUAUGAGAGGAGUAAACCAGAUGGCCACUAUCUGCAGGAGAUUCCUUAUGUUUACAGAGUACCCCAUGACAGAGGAGAUGCUUCUGUGAGACCAGGAAAUGGCAGAAGUCCUGACAUCCUUCAGACAGGGCCUGAGCCACACACGCAAGUACAAGAGUCUCGCAAACCAGAACCUGGUAACAGAUGGCACACUGAGCCCAAAGUCUGUAGACUAGAAACUAUCACAGCUGAAAACCUUACUGAAGAACAAGCAUUUGAGCAGCAGAAGCAGGAGACAGGCAAAGCAGAGCAAGAAACUGAAGCAAGUUCUGAUCCUAAUAAGAAGCCUGAAGGGGAAAGUUACACAGUGGAACCACGUGAAGAGAAGAAAACCAAGAUUUCACAUGACUCACGGGAAGGAGACUAAGGAAGCCCCAAGCCCUGCUCUUCAUUAACAUCAGUGGCUUCAAACACAAGAUAUCUCCACUUAGACCAACAGGAAGCUCUCAGGAUUUCCAAGAGUUACCCCAGCAUAGCACAUCCUUAUCAAGCAGAGGAGAAGCAAUUGAAGCCUAGCUGACUGCAGGAAUUACCUGAGGACUGGGGUAGUCCCUGCCAGGUACCUACCAUCCAUACAAUUCACUGCUGCAUGGACUACUUACUGCUGGUGGUGGACAUUUGCCACACAAGCUAUAGAACAGCACUGGCAGCUCUUACUUAAAAGCAAGUAGAUCUUCAUUCAGCAGUUUCCUGCUAAUCAAACCACAGUGAGUAACACAUGAAACUCUUAAUAAUACCCAGAAGAUUUAAAAAAAACUAUUUAAUGGUACAGGUAGGCCUAAGGUUGGAUUUUUAAAGAUAAAAAUCACCUGCAGAAACAGUUUGGAAGAAACAAAGACUAAGUAUUGAAGCUAUUUCUCUCUCUCUUUUAUUAAAAAAAAAAAAGUAUAAAAGCAAACAUCCUUUUUGCAGGGUGAUAAAAAAUAAUCAGGUGUUGUCUAAAAAGAACAAUACGAAUUUAGGUCCUGCACUUGUGGAUUCUGGCUGCAUCACCUCAGCACUGAGAAUUCCUUGUCAGGAAACAAUCUGUAUUAAUAUUCAUAGACUAGAGGGACUAGAUGGGUAUCUCAAGACACUGCUAGAAGCAGCUGCCAGCAGCUCUAGCUAUCACUCAAGAGUGCAGUGCUGCUGCUAUUUAUACCAAAAAAAUCAUUAGAAAGGGGACAAAAGGGUUAAGUGCAGUUCUGUAAAAAAGCAGUGUCUCUUUUUCCUGCAAACAAAUGAUAGCCAAGAUGCUGCUGUACAGUACACACCACACCACCUUCUUCCUUCAGCUAGAACUUGGUUCCUUUAUAGCUGAUGGUAAAUGGACUCUCUGUUCAUCCAUUCUCUUAGCUUGUGAUCGCAAAAUUAGGCUGAAAAAAUCCUCAUCUGGUACAGUUGGUCCCUUUGCAGAUGAUGGAGGAGCACAUCUUUGAUCGUCCAGUCUGGAACCCUAAAAGAGACCAAGCGAUAAAGCUUUAUAGCUACAGGAACAAGUGACCAAUGCACACAAAAAAAUGAAAAGCUUUUGUUUUCAGGUGUAAAGCUCUUACAGGGAUUGAAUGUGUAAACUUGGUGGCAAGUUAAACUUCCCAGAUGAAAUUAUUAGAAGUCUAAAGGUGGCUAAACCAGGACAUGGUAUUGCAUCCAGCUGAUGAGCAGUGGCACUGCAACCUCGCUUCCUCCCAAGCUAACAUUUCUCCUUACCUUGUGGAGAACUCCAUAGCCGAGGUCUUUUCUUCUUGGCCUAAUUGGUAGAGCAUGGUCACUGUAACUGACCACCAGCCAGCUCACUUGUACAUUGCAGUGAAUGAUUAUGUAACAUGAUUGUAAGGAUGAUCACUGUCAUCACUAAACCUUUGAUACUGAAAUCUCCUCUGUGAUAAGACUCCUGCCUUUGUAGACAGGUAAGCUCUUUCUUCUCAUUGUACAUGGGUCUUUUCAUAGCCCCACUCGUUAUCCUUCACUUUGCCAGCAUCUGUUACUUCAAUGGCUAAUGUGAGAUGAAUACCAAAAUGCACGGUUUUUCCAGCAUUAUCCAGUGUCUGGUAGUGGGAAUUUUUGGUUCUUCCUUCUCUGCCCAAUCAAUUUGUGCCAUCAAACAUAGGGAACAAGGUGGCUCUCUUAAAGAACCUGAAUAGAAUGUACAAGUCAAAUCCCCAUCUAAAGUCUGAAUAAGUAGUGUAAAAAAAUCCUUACCUGGCAUUUGACCAAUAUGUCGAAGAAGUCCUCGUCGAGUUCUCUGUUGCUGCUGGCCAUGAGGUGACCCAGGACUGAGUGGCUGUUGUGUUGGUUCAGACGAAGCCCAGGGAGAUUAGUGAAGCUGGCACGUUGGUCAUCCAGGCGGCGGCUCUGCGAGCUGGCCAGCAGGUCAAGAAAUUCAUCUGUGUGGGGUGAGACCACAGAAGUAGAAAAGGCUGGGGAGAAGGAAGGAAAGAGAUUAGCCUGGACAAGAACUCCUUUCCAGAGUAAGUCUGUACACAAAUAGAUUGUACAGCUGGUAUUUGGCAGGAACUGAAAUCGGGUACAGAUUUUAGUUCUGGAAAAUUACAUUUUCUCAUUGUUUUAGGUGGAGUAGAGGGUGUGGUCAUGGAAGCAGCUGAGAAUCUGGUCCUCUCCUGGAAGAAGCACCUCUGAUCAUCCAUCCUGUUGCUCUGGAAUCGGCUCAGUAGAUCAAAAAACCCUUCAUCUGCCAUUGUCUCUCGACUGUUUUUCUGAAGAGGAGAGAAGAGUUAAGGGUAUUUUUAACUCAAGAGGCUCUGGAACUAGGACAACUGCAUCAGUUUCAUUCCAGUAACAUUUGGCAUUUGCAUAGCUGAAAUCCAUUAAAAAACAAUCAUCCAUUUCUGUGCACAAAGAAGUAUCGUAGAAGGAAAUGCCAAUAAUACAACAAGCAUUUUGCAAGGUAAAAUAUGUGAGAAAUGUUCCCUGCUCUGAACAGAAAGAGGGAGUGCCCUGCUUAGUACAGGUGCAGUAACUCCUCCUCAGCCAUCAAGCCACCAAAAACUCAGCUGCCCAUGACAGAAGGAAACAGGAACAGCAAUGAACAGGUUCCAUUAUCUCCUCAGGGCUAUAGUCAAAAGCAGUUCUCCCAGCUAGAUCAAGUGACUCAGUUCCUUUAGUUUUACCUGACUUCUGUCAUGAGUGCAAUAACCUAAAUGAUAUUAAGCAUCUCCUACUGUCUAAAAUAAAAAUAACCCUUUUUUGAUUCAGAGUUUGGGGAAGGAGGGUCUAGAAGAAACUAGGAACAAAAGGUAUCUACGACCUGAACUUCAAGUUUGGAAAACCCAGCAGAGAAAGAAGUGUUCCAGUUUAGGAAAACCUUGAAGAGAAUGGCAAAUUCUGCAUGGGUUUACAGAGCCACAGUGUAAAGCUGAAGUGGACAGCUGCAGGAAUGUGUUCUCCAUAAUUAUGACCAGACAAAUACUAGUAAAAGCUGUGGUCUGCACAGUUCACCAAACCUACCCUCUGAGAGUUGGGAAGUCGAUGCUCAAUGGAGUUGCUGGCAUCCUGCAGGACCUUGGACGUGCUGCCCAUUUUGUACUUUUUGCCUUUCAGUCGGUUUACAAAAUGCAGCUUUGCUGAAGGUUUGGCAACCAGCGGCUUCUGUUUAGCAAGAAUCUCACUGUUCCAGUUCUGAACCUAAAAAAAGAGAGUCAUGAAAUUAAGCCUUCUGAUUCUAAUUACCUGCACUGCUACCUCUUCCUUGCUGCUGCUUUUCCUCCCAGAAGGAAGCAGCUUGUAUCUUACUUAUUCUGGUUGCAGUCUUUUGACUUAUGAUGAAGCUUUUGUUACAGGAAGCAGGUUACUGCUGUUGGUAAUCAGUCUUAAAAAUGGAGCUGUAGUCUAAAACCUAGUUAAUUAAAAUGUGGUCAGGGACUGUAUUUUAUCAAACAUGGUAAAUGCUUCCUUGCUACCUGCAAUGCAGGAAAUGUUCAGGUGAAGGCUAACAUGCAAACACAGCUGGCAUUUUCCACCCAGCAUUCCCACUUGGGAAGAGGAGAAUAAUCCACAGAUCUACAGAGGGUUAGAGCAAAACAAAUCCUCUUUCAACCCUCGGUAUCCAACUGGCCUUCGCUAAACUCCUUGGUACACAGAAUUUCUUAGUAAAGACUGAAAAGGAAGAAGGAGGAGAAGGCCACCACAAAAGCAUUUCACUAAAGAACAGACUGGCUACCUUUAUCAAGUAAGUCACCUUCCAAAAUAAACAGUUACCCUCAAAAUCAACAGCUUUACCUACAGUUCACAAACUCUACAAUAAUUACACAAAGCCCCUUUUUGUGAACAUGAAAACUGGUUGCUGUUUAAAGGCUUAUUUGGGAUCAUGAGAGAGAUUCCAACUCCUAGAAAGCAGUACUGGUGUCUCAUGUUCUGUGUACAUCAAAGACAUUUAUGGAAUGAGUUUUCAGAGUCUCUUAAGUGAAAAGCUAAGCUGCAAUAUUAGGUUAAUACUUUAUUACACUAAAAUGCUUCAUGUGGAUUUUGUAUUUAGGGCACAGACUAUCACAGGCUAUAUAAAUACAAAGAUACAACAGCUAAAUAGAUUGAGGAGACUAAGAGAAUAGAGCUGAUACUGGCCAAAAGCUUAGGGGUUCCCUACUGGGGAAGGACUCUGGACUAAGCAAACAUAGAAUCUUUUAAAGUCAGGCUCCUGAGCAUUGCUGUUAACUUCAGCUGUUCCAACUGCCAAAAUAGGAGCUUUGGGAUGAAGUUUCCUAUUGGAUAAACAAUGGCAGGCUUUGCAUCCCUUGAAGAAACAGGAAUUAGAUACCCUAGUACAGAGCAGACAAUAAGCAUUGUACAACUGACAGCUCAUCAGUGAAAGGCAGACAGAACCUAAAGGAAAUCUCUCAAAGAUCGGUAAGAGGAUUUUAAUUGGAAACUUGCAGCUCCAAGAGAGUUUUUUGAGCCUGGGGAGAAGUUACUUAACUGCUCUGAGUCAGUUUAGGCCUCCUUACUGAACCCCUAACGGCUUGCUGGAAAUGCCAAAGUGUAAAACACAACAAUAUGUAUUUGAAGUGCCCAUAAAAUGACUGCAACCAAAGAAAAAGGUUCAGAACAGCUGAGCAUAGGAACUUCACUCUGAAUCACUGCCAUGCUGCACCUGGAAAAAACACUUUUAAGGAGGGCAUGAAAGGAAUUCCUUGCAUGCACUACAGGACCCCAUUCUUUCCUAUUUGUAAGGAGACUAACGCAAGCUUUCCACACACCACUGCAACUAUUAUACAUAUAAGAUGCUGACUGAUGCCUACAUGAUGAAAGUGUUAGUUGUUUUCUAGAAUUAUUAGACCUGCUUUUACCUGACUCUUAAUUAAAGAGGACAUGAAUGAUAUAUCAGCCCUCUGCUGAGUUCUUUCAAAGUAGAGAACUUGAGACUAUUCCUAACUGGUCCAAGUUAAACCCUUAGAAUCAUUUCAUUGCAACCUCCCCAGCAGAAAAUGAAGGAAGUGCCAACCUUUUCUGGUGUUAAUUUCAUAAGUUCCAUGUUCUCCAUACUGUGGCGGCGUCCUACUCUUGGUCUAGUACCUUCAAAGAAGAAUAAAGUUCAGCUUUUUAUCAUUAA
Messenger RNA from Pogoniulus pusillus (Red-fronted tinkerbird), 7197 nucleotides. It is a transcript of the gene CLCC1, whose product is annotated as chloride channel CLIC like 1. Gene Ontology annotation, molecular function: chloride channel activity. Gene Ontology annotation, cellular component: membrane; endoplasmic reticulum. The coding region runs from base 466 to 2019 and encodes 517 amino acids. The transcript is spliced from 12 exons. The record is from RefSeq and is a predicted model, not a curated record. Lineage: Eukaryota; Metazoa; Chordata; Aves; Piciformes; Lybiidae.